Molecule: messenger RNA, 1906 nt
Organism: Aureobasidium musti
Lineage: Eukaryota; Fungi; Ascomycota; Dothideomycetes; Dothideales; Saccotheciaceae
Source: the annotation of a GenBank genome assembly
ACCGUCACGCGCUCCCUCGGUCAUGCGCCUCCAAGUCGCAGCGCUCAGCGCCCUCUUUCUCGAGUCCGCCGUAUCCUACGAUUUCUCUGAUAUGGCAAAAUCGAUACUUCCUGCAAAAACAUUGGCCAAACGCGCAAAUACGACGGAUAUACCUCUGCCCAUCAAUGUGGAAGCAUCGCAAUACUGGGAUGGGGCUGAUGGACCUUGGUCUUCUUUCCCUCUCCAGGUCGGUACACCGGCGCAAGACGUGCGAGUCUUUAUCUCGACAAAUGGAUACACUACUUGGACAGUGAGGCAACUAGGAUGUCAAGGUCAGGCAUCAUCAGUAUCUGGAUGCGCAGAAUCACGCGGCGAACUUUUCUUGACCAACGAGUCAUUGACAUGGGUACCCAACUCCAUCUUUCAAUUGGGAUUGCCGAACGAGAUGGCCCUGGGUCUGGAUGCUGAGGCAAACUAUGGAUUUGACACCGUCACUUUGGGAUGGCAAGGUUCUGGCGGACCUUCAGUACAACACAGCACUAUCGCAAACAUGGCUACUUACGAGUUCUGGCUCGGGACCUUUGGACUAAACCCACAGCCAGCCAAUUUCACGACCUAUACAGAUCCCCAGCCAAGUUUCAUGACACAACUUAAGAGAAACAACACUAUUCCAAGUUUGAGCUGGGGCUAUACUGCUGGCAACCAAUAUCGUGAGCUAUCUCAGAUAUCAAGAAUGAGAUUGUGGCAAGUGCUGAUGAGUAACAGGNNCUACUCUGGAGUUUUUGGAAGUCUUGUACUUGGUGGUUAUGAUCAAUCCAAGUUCGAACCCACUAACCUGACAAUCCCAUUCGGUCCUGAUGUCUCAAGGGAUCUCCUCGUUGGGGUACAGGUCAUCACAACAUCAGACAACAUCCAACUGGCAGAGCCCUCUCAAUCUUUCUACGCUUUGAUUGACUCUACUGUAGCUUAUCUCUACCUGCCGGAGGUGAUCUGUACAGCUUUUGAAGAGAACUUCCACCUUGUCUGGGACGAUUACUAUGAAUACUACUUAGUCAACGACACUAUGCACAAGCGCCUGCUAGCAGACAGUACGGAAGUCACAUUUACCCUUGGACAAUCGACAUCAGGAGGACAAACGGUCAAUAUUACAAUGCCUUACUCAGCCUUCGAUCUGGAACUCGCUUUCCCCUACGUGGCCAACUCGACUCGCUACUUCCCUUUGAAGCGUGCUGCUAACGACACUCAAUACACCCUGGGACGUGCCUUCCUCCAAGAGGCAUACGUUGUCGCAGACUACGAACGCCGUAAUUUCACGGUCGCUCCUUGUGUCUGGCAGCAAAAUGCAGCAUCCGAAAUCCGCACGAUCUUCUCCCCUGACAGCGAAUUUUCGUUCGAUGGAAACGGCAAGAGCAGUGGUAUCAGUGGUGGUGCUAUUGCUGGUAUCGUGAUCGGUGUGCUCGCAGUCAUUGCCAUCCUUGCGGCAGCACUGUGGUUCAUGCGCCGCAAGAAGCAACAAAAGAAGUACGCAGCUGUGGAGUUGGAAGCAAAGUCCUUUGCUGCAGCACAAACACCAUCCGGACCCUCGUCGCCCAUGAAGGAGGAUCCUCACGCUGGUGUCAGUACACCUAUUGGCGGUGAGCUCGAUAGCUCGAGGCAGAUUCACGAGAUUGCUGGCGCGAGCAAGCCAAAUGCAGCCGAGAUGGACGCACCAUGGCGUGGCGAGUUGGAUGCUGCUGGUGGCCACCAUGAGUUCUAUGGCAAGCUACCGCAAAACACCUUCGAGAUGGAAGGAAACAACGAACCCAUUUUCGAAAUGGAUGCGACAGCGACACAACUACAUGAGCUGGAGCCCGAUACCAGACGUCAGAGUUGGGACUCGGGUGAUGAUAGAGGGGAUGAGAAGAGGUAUCUGCAAAUGCAAGGAUAC